GAUGGCUCAAUUAUCUUUUGUUUUGGUUGUUGUUGUCGCUAUUGCGAACAUUGCAUGGGCGAUAUCAGGAAUCCAUAAGACCGUAAUCCAAGCAGAGUUCGUAUCGAAGGGGUUGUCCUGCUUAAAGAGCAAUCCUCUCACCGUGGGAGACAUUAACUCUCUCAGAAUGCUGAAAUCGCCCGAAAGCAGCGUUGCUAAGUGCUUCACUGCUUGUCUCUUCAAGAACAUUGGUAUUUUGGACAACUCAGGAGCAGUAUCAGCAUCCAAUGCUCGGCAGAAUGCGAAGCAAGUGUUCGCUAAUGAUGAAACCAGCCUCAACAACGUUGAGGAGCUUGUCAAAGAGUGCGAGAAAGUGAAUGCUGAAACUGUGGCAGAUGACCAGGGCUGUGAUAGAGCUGCUCUGGCUUUUGCCUGUUUAACUGAAAAUGGAGCCAAGUAUGGCCUCGAUCUCAAGUUUUAAGGAAAAAAACGAAAAUAGACAACCCAAAAAGUACAAACAUGACAAGGAUUUAAGGAUUAAGUAUAACGAAUAAAUGUUACAUGCCCU
Molecule: messenger RNA, 547 nt
Organism: Cydia amplana
Lineage: Eukaryota; Metazoa; Arthropoda; Insecta; Lepidoptera; Tortricidae
Product: general odorant-binding protein 28a-like
Exons: 5
Coding region: 2-460 (152 amino acids)
Molecular function (GO): odorant binding
Source: RefSeq, a predicted model, not a curated record